GAGAAAUAGAAACAGCAAAAGAAUUUUCUUUCAGAGAAACACUGUUGCUGCUACUUGGUCCACUCCCAUUCGCUUUUUUUUCUUACAAGCCAAUUACAUCUGAGAUACUGCUCAUCUUCGUUACUGUGCCUCUAGGAUAUUGGUCUCUCAAACGUCCUUCGUUUCAAUUCUCAGCUAUGAAGCUUCUAUCUACACUUUUAUCUUUUACUUCACUUGCUCUCUCUGCAGCAGCUGCAUCCACUCCUAUCACUAUCAGGGGUAAUGCCUUCUGGAAAGGCAACGAGAGAUUCUAUGUUAGAGGUGUUGACUAUCAGCCUGGUGGAACCUCCAACCUAACUGACCCAUUGUUCGAUGUAACCACUUGUCAAAGAGACAUCGAGGUCUUUGAAGACUUGGGUAUCAACACCAUUAGAGUCUACACCAUCGACAACUCUCAGAACCACGAUGAGUGUAUGCAAUUGCUAGAAGAUGCAGGUAUCUAUCUUAUCUUAGAUGUCAACACUCCUGAUGCUUCCAUCUCAAGAAACUCCCCCAGAUGUUCCUACAAUUCUGACUAUUUACAAACUAUUUUCGCUACUUUGGACGAAUUUGCCGGCUACAAUAAUCUCUUGGGUGUCUUUGCUGGUAACGAAGUCAUCGACUCCGAAAAUACCACUGCUAGUGCCAAAUACGUUAAAGCUGUUGUCAGAGAUUUGCAUAGAUACAUCCAAGCCAGAGACUAUAGAGCUAUUCCUGUCGGCUACUCUGCUGCUGAUAUCGAAGAAAACAGAUUGCUAGCUGCUCAAUACUUUGACUGUGGUGACGAUGAAGAUGCAAGAAUCGAUAUGUUGGGUGUUAACGAUUAUUCAUGGUGUGGUGAUUCAUCCUUCAGGGUCUCCGGUUACAGCGAAAAAGUCGACUUGUACUCAAAUUUCUCAAUCCCAAUUUUCUUAUCCGAAUUUGGUUGCAACACUGUCGAUGAAAGACCAUUUAGCGAAAUCGAAUCUAUUUACUCGACUGACAUGUCCUCAGUUUUCUCUGGUGGUUUAGUCUACGAAUAUUCCAUGGAACCAAACAACUAUGGUAUUGUUGAAAUCGUUAGUGACACUGAAGUUAGAAAAUUAUCUGAUUACGACAACUUAAAGGCCAUGUUAGCCAAAACCUCUGAUCCAUCGGGCAAUGGUGGCUACAAAAAUACUACAAUUGUCCAAACCUGUCCAGAUGUCGUUGAUGGCGUUUGGGAAUCUGAUAAUGAUAUACCUGACACCCCAGCCAACGCUGAGAAAUAUAUCGAAGAUGGUGCUGGUUCAGGUUUUGGUAUUGAAAUCAACACUCUUAAUGCUUGUGACGAGGACUCCUUAGAAGACUCCUCAUCUGCUUCCUCUUCAAGCAGAUCUGCAUCUUCAUCUAGUGCCACUGAUGAUGACGAAGAAGAAUCUGGCUCUUCUUCAUCCUCUUCUUCCACCGCCUCUUCAUCCGACUCGGCUGCUAUCAUCCUUGCUCCAAUUUCUUUCUACUCACUCAUCCCUUUUGCUUAUAUCAUACUUAGUGCCUUAUUUGGAUUCCACUUAGUCUUAUAAUCAUCUAAUUGAAUUGACCAAUUCAAUCAAUGCAUUAAAUCAAUUACAUAAAUUAAUAGACCAGUUUAUUAUCUUUUCUUGUGCAGGUUAUUUUAUUAUUUUUUUAAUUCUUAAAUCUAUUCUCUUUUUUAAUUCAUACUCCUACCAUAUAUCGAAUCACUAUAUAAUAUAUUUAAUUUAUCUAUUAUACUUUUAAUUACAAUCUCACUCUUAUACGCCUCCAUAAUAAGUAAUUUCUUAUCUCGGAAAUUUCUUCACACA
Molecule: messenger RNA, 1820 nt
Organism: Ascoidea rubescens DSM 1968
Lineage: Eukaryota; Fungi; Ascomycota; Saccharomycetes; Ascoideales; Ascoideaceae
Gene: GAS5
Product: 1,3-beta-glucanosyltransferase
Exons: 1
Coding region: 177-1559 (460 amino acids)
Biological process (GO): fungal-type cell wall (1->3)-beta-D-glucan biosynthetic process
Cellular component (GO): fungal-type cell wall; cytoplasm
Molecular function (GO): 1,3-beta-glucanosyltransferase activity
Source: RefSeq, a predicted model, not a curated record